ACUCCUACUACUAUUGAGAAAACACGACAGGCUCCGGAAGGAUUUGUCUUGUUUCUAGAUCACGAAAUCAACGAUGUCGCCCAAAAAGUGUGUGUUUGGUUGCGAGGGGAAGCUGUCCUUGUUCAGAUUCCCGCCGAACCCCGCGCUGAGGGAGCAGUGGACGCGCUUCGUGUUUCCCGCGCAGCGGCGCACAUGCGAUAACUUGUUCGUCUGCUCCCGACAUUUCAGCGACGACUGCUUUAUAAACAAGGCCCAGCUCGACGCGGGGUUCGCGGAGCGUUUGAUUCUGAGAGAUGGCGCGAUCCCAGCAAUAAAAGAUCCAGAGCACGAGCCGAAAGCGCGGGCGAUGUUGAUCAUGGAAGCUCAGGUGGAUGUGGUCUGCUGUAAAUCAGUAGGAACUGAUCUGUCCAUGCUGGAUAUUGAGGAUUUGAUCACAGAAAUCUGUCAGCUGAAGAAAGAGGUGGCGUCACUGGAGGAGAAGCUGAGAGAAAGAGGAGACAAACUCAACAGAGAGGAUGUGGAGAAGGUUUCGGUGCGUGUGACUGAUGGGACAGAAGAUCCAGUCUGGAGCGUCAGAGAUCGGAGAUCCAGAGACACACAGGACUCAGAGCUCAGCCUCACUUUACUCUGUUAUACUGACGCUCAGGAUCAUGAAUCCACCGAUCAAACCUCCGACUGUAACGCUGGAGAACAGCAGACGCUGAAGAUGUGCUCCGUCAAACUGGUGGACUGCAGGAACCUGAUCCAGAGCAGAGAGGAAGAACACAGCAACGAGGAGGAGCAGGAUGAAGAAGAGGAGGAGAAUUAUGCAUAUGACGACGAUGAUGAAGAUUUCAUUCCUUCAGAUGAUGACGAGGAUGGUUCAUAUUCUGCCACGGAUGAAGAAACGUUCUCGACCUCAAAAGACCAGCUGAAGAGUUUCUCCUGCAGCACCUGUGGAAGAACGCUGAGUUCACAGGGUCAUUUAGAGAGACACGAGAGAACACACGCAGAACAGGAAGACUUCAGCUGCAGGAGAUGCAACGUCAGCUUUCCUACCGCAGAAGAGAGGAGACUUCAUUCAAAAGAGCACAGCGUGAAGAAGGAGUUUCACUGCGGGAAGUGCGGGAAGGUUUUAUUCACCACUGCUCAUAAUAUGAGAGCUCACACAAAGAGACACGAUGAAAAGUCCUUCCGCUGCAGCGAAUGUGACAAGUGUUUCAGCACCAAAGCCAACCUCGAUGUUCAUAAGAGGAUCCACACGGGAGAAAGACCUUACGAGUGUCCUCACUGUGAGAGAAGAUUCAUGUGCGGAUCUCAGCUAAAGACACACGUGCGUUCACACACCAACGAGAGGCCGUAUCAGUGCAGUGAAUGUGGGAAAACCUUCACAAACUCGAGCUAUCUGAAGCUGCACCAGAAAAUCCACUCUGAUGAGAAACCGUUUCAGUGCAAGCACUGCGACAAGCGCUUCCGCCAGAGACCUUCUCUGGUUUGCCACGAGAGGAUUCACACCGGAGAGAAACCGUACCUGUGCUCCUACUGCGGGAAGACCUUCGCCAAAUCAAAUUCUUUGGUAUUUCAUAAGCGAGUCCACACCGGAGAGAAACCGUAUCUGUGCGCCUACUGCGGGAAGAGCUUUGCCAGACCGAACUCUCUCACGGUCCAUAAGAGAGUCCACACCGGAGAGAAACCGUAUCACUGCGGCGUCUGCGGGAAGAGUUUCCGUAAACACACUAAAUUACAAAACCACAAGAGGAUUCAUACUGGAGAAAGACCGUUCAAAUGCUCGCAAUGCGGCAAGACGUUUGCUCAGUCAAGCAACCUGAAGGUCCAUCGGAGAGUCCAUACAGGAGAGAAACCUUACUCCUGCUCCCUCUGCGGAGAGAGAUUCGUUUAUUUAGGUACUUUUCAGAUCCACCAGAACAAACACGCUGAAGAUCAAACCGCUCCACAAUCAAAAAUAUGACUUGGGUCAAAACUCUUUGUUAGAAUUUUAACUUGCAUCAAUUUUAAUUUAAAGUCAUGUGACAUUUUGCUCAUGUACAUUUUUUUUUUCCAAGUACAGAAUAAAAAUUUGGACCGAUCAUCUAAAGUCUGUUUGUUAAUAGAGCUAUUAAAUGAGUAAAACUUUAGCAUAAAUAUUGUACUCACGAACUCGAAAAUCAGUCAAGGAUGUAAAUAAAUGAAGCCGAUGAUUAGAAAGCUCAUUUAUUUUUGCAUAGUGAAAUUACUUCAAUAAAUUGCCCCCAUAUUUUC
Molecule: messenger RNA, 2238 nt
Organism: Puntigrus tetrazona (Sumatra barb)
Lineage: Eukaryota; Metazoa; Chordata; Actinopteri; Cypriniformes; Cyprinidae
Product: zinc finger protein 883-like
Exons: 4
Coding region: 74-1948 (624 amino acids)
Biological process (GO): negative regulation of transcription by RNA polymerase II
Molecular function (GO): DNA-binding transcription repressor activity, RNA polymerase II-specific
Source: RefSeq, a predicted model, not a curated record